This is a messenger RNA of Myripristis murdjan (pinecone soldierfish), 939 nucleotides long. RefSeq names its product olfactory receptor 1D2-like. Lineage: Eukaryota; Metazoa; Chordata; Actinopteri; Holocentriformes; Holocentridae. Bases 4 to 939 code for a protein of 311 amino acids. Gene Ontology annotation, molecular function: G protein-coupled receptor activity; olfactory receptor activity; odorant binding. The record is from RefSeq and is a predicted model, not a curated record. Gene Ontology annotation, biological process: detection of chemical stimulus involved in sensory perception of smell; G protein-coupled receptor signaling pathway. The transcript has a single exon. Gene Ontology annotation, cellular component: membrane.
AUAAUGAUGGAUAAUGUUUCAGUUAUGACUGUGUUUACUCUGUCGGGGUUGAAUGGCACAGCGAACCACAGAGUCACUCUCUUCUGCCUCACUCUGUUGUGUUACUGUGUGAUUUGGCUGAUUAAUGUGACUAUCAUUGUUGCCGUCAUUGUAGACAAAAGCCUUCACGAGCCCAUGUACAUCUUCCUGUGUAAUCUCUGCAUCAAUGGACUUUAUGGGACAUCAGGCUUUUACCCCAAAUUCCUCAUGGAUCUGUUGUCUCCUUCUCAUGUCAUUUCUUACACCGGAUGCCUGCUACAGGGAUUUGUGAUACACUCCUCAGCUUGUGGUGACUUCACUAUCCUAGCUCUGAUGGCCUAUGACAGAUAUAUGGCAAUAUGUCGUCCUCUGGUGUACCACUCUGUUAUGACCAAACAAAGAGUGUGUUUGUUAGUGUUUUUGACCUGGCUUUUGCCACUUUAUUUGAUGUUCAUGAGCACAAUAACAACAGCAAGAUCAACAUUAUGUGGCUCACACAUACCCAAGAUCUACUGUGCUAACUGGUUUAUUGGAAAACUAGCUUGCUCUAUGUCAAUUGCCAACAUUGUUAUUCCAUAUUUUGGUAUUGGUAUUUAUUUGUCCCAUGCUAUUUUUGUUGUUUGGACUUAUAUGUUUUUAACAAAAACAUGUGUAAAGUCGAAAAAAAACAGGAGGAAGUUUGUACAAACAUGUGUGCCACAUUUAUGCUCUGUAGUCAAUGUUGUUGUUUCUGUGUUUGUUGAUUUAAUGUACAUGCGGUUUGGCUCAAAAGAGUUAUCACAAGACCUCCAAAACUUCAUGUCAAUAGAAUUUCUCUUGAUUCCUCCAAUUGUCAAUCCUCUAAUAUAUGGUUUCAAAAUGACAAAAAUCAGAAACAGAAUUCUGAGUUUUGCCUGUAGUUUAGGUUGGAAAGUAUCAUAA